Messenger RNA from Bombina bombina (fire-bellied toad), 2742 nucleotides. RefSeq names its product RNA polymerase-associated protein CTR9 homolog. Gene Ontology annotation, molecular function: RNA polymerase II complex binding. NCBI's taxonomy places the organism in Eukaryota, Metazoa, Chordata, Amphibia, Anura, Bombinatoridae. Gene Ontology annotation, biological process: regulation of DNA-templated transcription. Gene Ontology annotation, cellular component: Cdc73/Paf1 complex. The coding region runs from base 1 to 2742 and encodes 913 amino acids. The transcript is spliced from 22 exons. The record is from RefSeq and is a predicted model, not a curated record.
AUGUUGCGCAGAUCCAUAGACGUACCUCUUCGAGACUCCGAUGAGGUCAUUGAGCUAUACUUUGACCAACUUCCAGAAGCGGAUGAAGUGAUAAGUAUCUUUAAACAAGAACAUACCCAGCUGCACAUAUGGAUUGUAUUGGCACUGGAGUAUUACAAACAGGGGAAAAUCGAAAAUUUUGUGAAACUGCUGGAGGCUGCACGUGUUCAUGGCAACUUAGACUAUCAGAACUACAAAAAAGACCAGAUGGCUUGUCUGGAUACGCUUGCUGCGUUUUAUGUGCAACAAGCACGCACAGAGAAAAAUACAGGCAACAAGAAAAAGCUUAUUAAUCUGGCAACUCUCCUGUACUCCAUGGGCGAUAAAAUCAUUAUGUACGAUCAGAACCACUUGCUAGGAAGAGCGUGCUUCUGUCUCCUGCAAGGCGGCAUGGUAGACCAGGCAGAUGCCCAAUUCCACUUUGUGCUCAACCAGUCUCCAAAUAACAUACCAGCUCUGCUUGGUAAAGCGUGCAUCUCCUUUAACAAGAAGGACUACAGAGGCUCACUAGCUUGCUAUAAGAAAGCCCUGCGUACAAACCCAGGCUGCCCUGUGGAUGUCUGGAUGGGUACGGGGUUUUGCUUUGCGAAACUAAACAAGCCAGAAAAAGCUUGCUUGGCCUUUAGACGGGCGCUAAAACUGAAUACACAGUGCGUAGGAGCCUUGGUUGGUUUGGCUGUUCUGGAGUUGAACAGCAAAGAGACAGAUUCCAUAAAAAACGGUGUCCAAUUACUCUCAAAUGCCUACUCAAUAGAUCCAAGUAAUCCUAUGGUACUGAAUCAUUUGGCCAACCAUUUUUUCUUUAAGAAGGAUUACAGCAAAGUACAACAAUUGGCCCUCCACGCAUUUCACAACACAGAGGUAGAAGCCAUGCAGGCAGAAAGCUGCUACCAGCUCGCCAGAUGCUUCCAGGUGCAGGAAGAUUAUGUAUUGGCCUUCCAUUACUAUUACCAAGCUACCCAGUUUGCAGCCGCCAUGUUCGUCUUGCCCUUUUUUGGUUUAGGGCAAAUGUACAUUUACAGAGAAGACAAAGUGAACGCAGCGCACUGCUUUGAGAAGGUUCUCAAGGUAUAUCCUAACAAUUAUGAGACUAUGAAAAUCCUUGGGUCCUUGUACGCUGCUUCCGAUGACCCUGGAAAGCGUGACAUUGCAAAGAACCAUCUUAAGAAGAUAAAUGAACAGAACUCAGAUGACUUGGAGGCUUGGAUUGAACUGGCACAACUCUUAGAACAGACAGAUAUUCAGGAUGCCCUUUCAGCCUACGGUGCAGCGACCCAAAUCCUUCAGGAGAAAAUCCAGGCAGAUGUCCCUCCUGAGAUCUUAAAUAAUGUUGGAUCACUUCAUUUUCGCUUAGGAAACCUUGGAGAGGCAAAGAAAUAUUUCUUGGCUUCGCUGGACCAAGCCAAGGCUAAAGGUGAACGCAACAAGCGUUACUACAGCGCCAUCUCAGUUACCACCACCUAUAACCUUGCACGACUCUAUGAAGCUCUCUGUGAAUUCCAGGAAUCAGAGAAGCUCUACAAGAAUAUUCUGAGAGAACAUCCCAACUAUGUGGAUUGUUACUUGCGUCUUGGAGUCAUGGCACGAGACAAAGGGCAUUUUUAUGAGGCCUCUGAUUGGUUUAAAGAGGCGCUACAGAUUAAUCAGGAUCACCCCGAUGCCUGGUCCUUGAUUGGAAACCUUCACUUGGAAAAACAGGAAUGGGGACCGGGGCAAAAGAAAUUUGAGCGCAUUUUAAAGCAGCCAUCCUCUCAAAAUGACCCUUACUCCAUGUUGGCACUGGGCAAUGUGUGGCUUCAGACUCUGCAUCAUCCCAUCAGGGACAGGAAAAAGGCAAAGCGGUACCAAGACAGAGCACUGGAGAUGUAUACACAGGUCCUGAGGAUUGACCCAAAGAAUAUAUAUGCAGCAAAUGGCAUAGGGGCUGUGUUGGCACACAAGGGUUAUGUGCGAGAAGCACAUGAUGUAUUUUCCCAAGUUAGAGAAGCAACAGCAGAUGUCAGAGACGUAUGGCUGAACCUGGCCCAUAUCUACGUGGAGCAGAAGCUAUACAUUGCCGGGGUUCAGAUGUAUGAAAACUGUCUGCGAAAGUUUUACAGGCACCAAAACACAGAAGUUCUUCUGUACUUGGCACAUGCACUCUUUAAAUGUGGCAAAUUUCAUGAAUGUAAACAAAUUUUACUGAAGGGUAGACAUAUAGCACCUGUUGAUACAGUUCUGAUGUUUAAUGUGGCUUUAGUGCUUCAACAACUUGCAACCACAGUCUUGAAAGAAGAAAAGAGUAGCCUUAAGGAAGUAUUAAAUGCUGUGAAGGAGCUAAACCUGUCUCACAGAUAUUUCAAUUAUUUGAGCAAAGAAGGAGACAAAACAAGGUUAAACUUGGCUUAUGCAUCUACAGAAGCUCAGCAAUGCUCAGAUCUCCUGAGCCAAGCUCAGUAUCAUGUGACUCGUGCACGCGAGCAAGAUGAAGCGGAGAAAGAGUUGCAAGUAAAACAGGAACAAGAGAACGAACUCAUACGCCGGAACGUCUUGCAGGAACAGGAAGAGAAACGUCUCAAAGAAAUUGAGGAACAGAAGAAGCUUUUGGAGCAGAGAGCUCAGUAUGUGGAGAAAACAAAGAAACUUCUUCAAUUCACCGUAGAGACGGUAGGACUAAAAGACAAGAACCAGGGCAAAGGAGGCAGAAAGGGGACUGUUUUAUAG